UAUUCAAUGCUUCUUUAAUUCGACGUUCACCAGAUUCGUUGGAUAUAAAUACGAAUCGUAUGAGCAAAAAAUCGAACUCCUUUUGCUUUUUCCAAUCCAGAGCUUCUGUUCAUUAUUAUACAAACCGAUCUGACCAUGGCGACCUCUCAAAUUUAUUUCUCAAAACUGCUUUGUUUUGGGAGGCCCUAAAGGCGACGCUCAUCUAAGAGCCUCUAUCAUCAUCUUAACACCUUCAAAGAUCUCCAGGGACAAGGCUCGCUGUAUGAGUUUGGUGACGCUUCUGUCGCGAUAAGAUUUACGGAUCAGACCGUCUUGGUUGAUCUCGCAUCACCCAGCCAACCGAUCUUGACAGAACGUUUUAGGUUCUGCAAUUAUGACCAAACUCAUGACACUCACUAACACCAACUGAUUUGUUAGGUUCUGUUUCAGUACAUUCCCCUCAUAAUCACUCCAUUUUUAUUAUUUCACCUUAUUAUUGCCUUAUUUUUAUGUUUUCAUGUAGAUAUUUAUCUUACGGGAAGGUUAGGGGUAUCAUAACGUUUUCCAAUGAUGAGACCAAAGUACUCAACGCAUCAUGUAAACCAUGAAAUUUGAAAGGGAGUCAUGCGUGUACCUCAGUGUAUUUGACUGCCUUGCUAAGUUCCUCAAUGAGAAGUUUGCUGCCUUCUGGUGUGGAACCAAAGGUGGUAGUGCCAGCAAACAUAAACCCAAAGUAAGUUGGAGGUUGGCUCUUUCUGAAUUGCCGCUAUCACAUUGUCUAGAAGACAUUGUUGGCAGCAUUCUUACCUUUGAAUUGAAACUCUCUCCAUUCAACUUCUCUACCAACUAUCAAAGUUUCACCAUCUCUCGCUUUUUUAAAAGCCACCAGCGACCACCACUACCUUUGCUUGAGAAUCAUGGUGGUGAUGACAUGCCUGGUGGUAGUGCUUUGAAAAGGAGUCCUCUUGGUUUGAACAGUCGUGACCUGAACCAAAGUGGCUGCAGUGGUGAUUCGAUUGUUGAGGGCGAUAGAGCAACCACUGGUUUGAACAGUCGUGCCCUGAAAAAAACUAUGUUGUUGUUUUUUUCCAAUGAUUUUCCUGGGAUUUAUGCUCUGAAUUUUAUGCUAAAAUAA
Brassica oleracea var. oleracea is the source of this 1114-nucleotide messenger RNA. RefSeq lists its product as uncharacterized. NCBI's taxonomy places the organism in Eukaryota, Viridiplantae, Streptophyta, Magnoliopsida, Brassicales, Brassicaceae. Bases 584 to 1114 code for a protein of 176 amino acids. The record is from RefSeq and is a predicted model, not a curated record. The transcript is spliced from 5 exons.